AUGUUGGCGUUGAGCGCCGCCCGCCGCCUGGUGCGCCCGCCCAGGGAGCUGCUGGGGCCGGGGCUUGCCUGCAUGCGAGCGGCCGGAGCCCGCGGCUGCAGCUCGGACGGAGCGGGCCCCCGCAACCCGCUGGUGUACCUGGACGUGGGCGCUGACAACCAGCCGCUGGGGCGCGUGGUGCUGGAGCUGAAAGCAGAUGUUGUUCCAAAGACAGCAGAGAACUUUAGAGCACUUUGUACUGGUGAAAAAGGAUUUGGUUAUAAAGGAUCCACCUUUCACAGAGUUAUUCCUUCAUUUAUGUGCCAGGGUGGUGACUUUACAAACCAUAAUGGAACUGGAGGAAAAUCAAUUUAUGGCAGUAGAUUUCCAGAUGAAAACUUUCUACUGAAGCAUGUAGGACCUGGUGUUCUCUCAAUGGCCAAUGCAGGACCCAAUACAAAUGGAUCUCAAUUCUUCAUCUGCACUGCAAAAACAGACUGGCUGGAUGGAAAACACGUUGUUUUUGGGCACGUAAAGGAAGGAAUGGAUGUUGUGAAAAAAAUUGAGAGCUUUGGUUCCAAGAAUGGGAAGACCUCCAAAAAGAUUGUUAUUACUGACUGUGGCCAACUGUCAUAGCCUUUUGCUCUGCUGUUAAGGACAACUUCAAUGCUGUGAAGAAUGAAUCAUAAACAUUUCUGAUCCCAUGAGUAGCAAUAUGAAGCCAUAUUUUCUAUUUAACUUGGUCCCACUUUUAUACUUGUAUCAAAUAAUAUGGAUUAAAAGUGUAAAAUGUGUGUGAAUUGAGCUAUUGUGGUAGUCACUGCCGUGCUGACUUGGCAGAGUCCUACUGUGUUCUGAAAGAAGUGGCACAGUAACUGAGAGUCUGCCUGUCCUGCUGUUAACAUUAUUAGUAUGUGAGUGCUUCAGGUACUAGAGUUGGUGGUGGGGCUGACAAUUCAGUACUCUGUAACUGAGGGGUAAAUAAAAGCUAAAUUGUGAAAUACCAUGUUUCCUUCAGUUCCAGUAACCCUUUUCUGUUGUCUCACCAUCAUUCAGAAAAAUGGUACUAACAGUUAUCAGGGAUAACUGCAGCAGUUAUGUCAAGUAUUUUCUUUGUGUCUUAAGUUGAUCCAGUAGAGCUAUUAAUGUAUGGUUGUUGGUUUUUUAAUUAAUGUUAGAUCUAUUUUUGUAGUCUGAUCACUGUUUAAAAAUGCUUGCUUCAGUGGAGCAGUGUGUAUUUUGGGUUGAGUAGCAGCCUGCUUCCAGAGCUUUACCUCUACAAUAAGACCACAAAUGAGCCAGAAUAUCAUGGGACAGUGAACUUGCUUGAAGAACAGCUCUUUUCUGAGGCCCAAUCAUGUAAUGAAUGCAGCACAGCCCUCAAGAGACGGGCUAUUUUUGCACUUGGAGAGCAUAAACAAGAGUGCAGUGAGCUUAUUAGAAUGAGCAGUGGGCUCUACUGCUAUUUUUCUGUUAUUCUGGUCCUGCGAGGUCAGCCUGCCCCGAUAUCUCUUUUUGUUGUGGCUUCUUCUCAUCCAUCAGCAGAGUCAGAAUUGGUCACCAUGGAAUUGCAUGGCCAGUGGGUACAGCAAAAUUGUUGUGGUUGAUGCGUGAGAAGGAAAGAAUUUAGCUGAUCAGAUUCAGUUUCAUUUGUAGAAACUGGUGUGUUUUUAUGUGGAAUCCUUGAGCAGUAACAAAUGUUGGAACCUCGCAGUACUGCUUCUAGAAUUGCUAAAGUUGUAAGCUUUCCAUGCUUGGGGGGAAAAAGCACUUGGCUGGUUUUAUGUGAUCAUCUUCUGCUGAAGAAAAAAAUAAAAUGUGAUAGCUCUGUUCAACUAUGAA
Molecule: messenger RNA, 1821 nt
Organism: Lagopus leucura (white-tailed ptarmigan)
Lineage: Eukaryota; Metazoa; Chordata; Aves; Galliformes; Phasianidae
Gene: PPIF
Product: peptidylprolyl isomerase F
Exons: 6
Coding region: 1-615 (204 amino acids)
Biological process (GO): protein folding; protein peptidyl-prolyl isomerization; regulation of mitochondrial membrane permeability involved in programmed necrotic cell death
Cellular component (GO): mitochondrion
Molecular function (GO): peptidyl-prolyl cis-trans isomerase activity
Source: RefSeq, a predicted model, not a curated record